This is a messenger RNA of Coffea eugenioides, 2235 nucleotides long. Its product is annotated as pentatricopeptide repeat-containing protein At1g28690, mitochondrial-like. Gene Ontology annotation, molecular function: protein binding; RNA binding. The record is from RefSeq and is a predicted model, not a curated record. The transcript has a single exon. The coding region runs from base 6 to 2207 and encodes 733 amino acids. NCBI's taxonomy places the organism in Eukaryota, Viridiplantae, Streptophyta, Magnoliopsida, Gentianales, Rubiaceae. Gene Ontology annotation, biological process: RNA modification.
AUCACAUGGUUAUGAAAUCCUCAUUUUUGGGCAGCUGGAAGCACCGACGCUGGAAAAGUAUGUCAGGAUUUUAUCGCACCGUACCCGAUGGCCGUCGUCAGGGACCCCAUUGCUCUAGAUACAAAGGCAUUAAAUCCAUGAACAUGACUAUUACAUGGCACGUCAAGAAUGGGCAACUCGAACAAGCCCGAAGAGUGUUCGACGAAAUGCCUGAACGAACAGUAGUCUCAUGGAACGCCAUGAUCUCUGGCUACUCGAAAUGGGGCAAGUUCAAUGAAGCACUGUCUUUGCUUUCUCUGAUGUACUGCUCCAAUUCAAAGCUCAACGAGACCACUUGUUCGUCAGCACUAAGCAUUUGUGGCCGCGAGCGGUCAUUGGGUGAAGAGGGACAGCAAAUUCAUGGUUUGGUUUUAAAAUCUGGUCUUGAGAGUUUUCAGUUUGUGGGGAGUUCUUUGCUCUACUUUUAUGCUAGUUGUUGCGAUAUUAGGAAAGCUAGACAAGUGUUUGAUGAAUUACAUGAGACGAAUGAGUUGUUAUGGAGCUUGAUGCUUGUGGGCUGUGUUCAGAAUAAUCUACUGGAUGAUGCGUUGUGUGUUUUCAACAAGAUGCCUCGCCGGGGUGUUGUUGAAUGGACUACAUUGAUUUCAGGUUAUGUGAAGAUUGAUGGUGGAUGUAAAAAGGCUCUGGAGUUGUUUCAGAGGAUGAGAACCGAAGCAGUCCCUAAUGAGUUCACUCUGGAUUCCAUCAUAAGGGCUUGUGGAAGAUUGGGUGCUUUGCCUGAAGGAAAAGUAGUACACGGGCUUCUGAUAAAAUUGGGGUUUGAGCUUGAACUUUCAAUUAGUGGUGCUCUUGUUGACUUUUACAGUAACAGUGAAGCUAUUGGCGAUGCCAAGAAGAUUUAUGAUACAUUGGAGAAUCCAUGUAUGAACAUUUCGAACACUUUAAUUGGUGGGCUUCUAAGAAUGGGUAAGGUUGAGGAAGCUGAAUUGGUUUUUAGUGGAUUAGUUGAGAGGAAUUCAGUUUCAUAUAGUCUGAUGAUCAAGGGAUAUGCAUUGUUUGGUCGAGUAGAGGAUUCAAAGAAGUUAUUUCUGGAAACGCCAGCAAGAAGUUUAAUUUGCUUGAAUACAAUGAUUCAUGUGCUGUGCAAGGCUGGUGAAAUUCAUAAAGCUCUGGAGCUUUUUGAAGAAACUAAAGAAAAAGGAAGCCCUGUUACUUGGAAUUCCAUGAUUUCAGGGUAUAUUGAAAAUGAUCAACAUGAGAAUGCAAUAAAUUUAUAUAUAGACAUGCGUAGGUUGUCAAUAUCCCCAACCAGAUCAACUUUUUCUGCUUUGCUUCGUGCAUGUUCAUGUCUUGGGGCUCUUCAGAAAGGGCAGCAGAUCCAUAGUCAAUUGACUAAAACUCCAUUCGAGUUGAAUAUUUAUGUUGGUACAGCUCUUGUUGACAUGUAUUCCAAGUGUGGGAGCAUUUCUGAUGCUCAAGCAUCUUUUAUUUGCAUUUCAAAUCCUAAUGUAGCAGCUUGGACAGCUUUAAUUUGUGGCUACGCACAUCAUGGUCUUGGAUCUGAGGCAACCUUGCUUUUUGAGCAAAUGUUGGAUCAGGGAAUAAACCCAAAUGCUGCAACCCUUGUUGCUGUCUUAUCUGCAUGUACUGCUGCUGGUUUGGUCAAUAAGGGGAUGGAGAUUUUCCGAUCAAUGGAACAAGCUUAUGGUCUAGCCCCAUCGUUGGAGCAUCUUACUUGUGCGGUGGCUCUUUUAUGUCAAUCUGGUCUGCUUCUGGAAGCUGAGGAGCUUAUGAAGGAGAUGCCAUUUGAGGCUGAUGAAAUUCUCUUGAUUACAAUGUUAAACGCAUGUUGGUCUUGGAUUGACAUUGAUGUGGGUGAGAGAGUGGCCCACAAGAUGUUUACUUUGGACCCUAAGCCUACAUGUGUUUUGAUGUCUAACAUGUAUGCCGCAUUGGGGAAGUGGGGGGAGAAGAUAAAAGCCCGAAAGAUACUGAAAGAGCUAGAAGUGAAGAAGGAUCCUGGAUGUAGCUGGAUUGAUAUAAAUAGCAGAACUAAUAUAUUCAGUGUAGAAGAUAGAACCCAUCCUUGCUGUAAUAUGAUUUAUGCAACUCUGAAGCAUCUUAAGGCAAAUAUAGAAUCAUGUGCAGAAUUUCAAUUUUAUUCUCCAGAACAAAUGAAAGCGGCUUUAUUCAGUUUUACACCUUGAGACAGUAGACUCUUUUCAGAAUUCAGAG